This is a messenger RNA of Dipodomys ordii (Ord's kangaroo rat), 1385 nucleotides long. RefSeq names its product zinc finger protein 296 (gene Znf296). Bases 18 to 1325 code for a protein of 435 amino acids. Gene Ontology annotation, molecular function: DNA-binding transcription factor activity; RNA polymerase II cis-regulatory region sequence-specific DNA binding. Gene Ontology annotation, biological process: regulation of transcription by RNA polymerase II. Gene Ontology annotation, cellular component: nucleus. NCBI's taxonomy places the organism in Eukaryota, Metazoa, Chordata, Mammalia, Rodentia, Heteromyidae. The transcript is spliced from 3 exons. The record is from RefSeq and is a predicted model, not a curated record.
CCGGCCCGGACGACGAGAUGGAGACCUCGGACCUCAUCAUAGACGUGAAGCCCGAGCCCGAGCCGCACUUCCUGCGGGCCCUGGGGCUAGGAUCCUGUGCCCACAAUGAGUUGUCCACGACGGAGAGGAGAUUCGGGGGUGAACCCCAGAAACAGUCCCCGGGUUUCAGGCCCUCCUUCCAAGCCUCGGGCUCCAGGAACCACUGGGCCGUGUGGAUGCCCGUGACCGACAAGCGCUGGACCGACAACCACGCUGAUCUGCUGACCUGCGGCCGCUGCCUGCAGACCUUCCCGCUGGACGCCAUCACGGCCUUCGUGGACCACAAGAAGGUGGGGUGUCAGCCAUCGAGCGGUCCCAGCCCCAGGCAGGUGUCAGAACGCUUGGAUCUGAAGGCCCUGAGCUGUCUCCACUGUGGCCGGCAGUUCACAGAAGCCUGGAAGCUGCUUCGCCAUGCGCAGUGGGACCACGGGCUGUCCAUCUACCAGACGGAGCCGGAGUCCCCGGAGGCCCCUCUGCUGGGCCUGGCUGAGGUAGCUGCAGCCAUGUCCACGCAGGUGGAGCGCCCAGCAGAGAUCAAGUCCCCUGGCCCCAGUGGCACCGACCGGAGGACCCCCACCUGCUCAGUGUGCAAGAAGACCCUCAGCUCCUUCAGCAACCUCAAGGUGCACAUGCGCUCACACACUGGUGAGCGGCCCUAUGCUUGCGACCAGUGUCCCUACGCCUGCGCACAGAGCAGCAAGCUCAACCGCCACAAGAAGACGCACCGGCCCCUGCCCAUCCUAGGCCCUGAGCAGGCCUCCCCUGCCCCACCUGAGCCCGCAGCCCACGCCGCUGCCCCGGCCAGCGCCCUACCAAGCCCUGGUGCCCAGGGCACAGGGGCUGCAGCCACAGCAGGCGUGCAGGAGCCCGGCGCGCCCAGCAGUGGGGCCCAGGCAGGCCCUGGUGGGGAUGGAUGGGAUCCUGUCCCCCAAGGACAGAGUGCCGACACCAACAAGAGCCAGAGUGCUGAGCCCAAGAAGAUGCCCAAGGCGGUGAGCAAGGGCAAGAGGCCCCGGCCUGGGGGCAGCUGCGAGUUCUGUGGGCGUCACUUCAGCAGCAGCAGCAACCUGACGGUGCACCGACGAUCGCACACCGGGGAGCGACCGUAUGCCUGCAGCCAGUGCCCGUACACAUGUGCACAGAGCAGCAAGCUCAACCGACACCGCCGCACGCACGGCCCCGGGCCCGACUGUGCCCGCUACGAGUGCCCGCUCUGUGCUGUGCCCUUUGGCCUGCGUGCCACGCUGGACAGGCACCUGAGGCAGAAGCACCCCAGGGUGGCCUGAGCGGGGGGGGGGGACCCUGUCCACACUCAUCCCUGCCUUGCCUUCCUGCCAAUAAAAGUA